Mizuhopecten yessoensis (Yesso scallop) is the source of this 2496-nucleotide messenger RNA. RefSeq names its product calsequestrin-1-like. The transcript has 4 exons. Bases 81 to 602 code for a protein of 173 amino acids. The record is from RefSeq and is a predicted model, not a curated record. Lineage: Eukaryota; Metazoa; Mollusca; Bivalvia; Pectinida; Pectinidae.
CCAUCAACGAGCAGGCCUCGUAUAUACGUACAUACACACAGCCCGGCGACAUCCCAGCAGCAGCAGCAGCAGCAGCCGACAUGUCCGUCCAGCCACACAUACAGGAAACCCCGCCGGAUUACGAGGAGGUGGUGGCCGAGGAACAAGCCAGUAAUCUAAGGAGGCAGAAACCAUCAGAUAACGUCAAUGUAGCAUAUGAGCCGGACAUUGACAGAAUCGAGGUGGCAAUAGAGGCGGAGGAGGGAGAUAAGGAGGGUCGCCAUACAGAAAAAACAGCAGCAGCAACAGCCUCAGUUACUCCGCCAACUGUGACCAGUGUCGAGAAGGUCUCGGACAGCCGAGCAGUGGAGCCGCUGACCCCUCAGGAGGAAAAAAUGUUAUCCGUGCUUCGGGACGUUGCUCAGAAAUGUACCAACGCUAAUCCAUUGAAAAGACCAAGCGCGGAGCAAGUGUUGAAAAUGCUACAGGUCAUCAACCCUUACCCAGACGAUUAUGACGAGGACGCAGACGACGACGAAGAUGACGAUGUGGAGGUGAAAUAUAAGGUCAGCGAUGAUUACGACACGAAGAACACGAGUGAAAUAACACUGUCGUCAUCCUAAGUACUGUCACAUCGGGUAUCCUCCUACUGUUUCCUCCGACUGUUUCCUCCGACUGUUUCCUCACACUGUUUCCUCCGAAUGUUUCCUCCGACUGUUCCUCACACUUCACAGGGGCAGUGAGUUCACAGUUUUGCUAGAUAACCUUCUAGAGAAAACAGCUCACACGCGCUAUUAUUCUGAAAUCGUCUAUAUCGCGUCAUCAUUUUAUGAACUGUAACAGGGUAGCGUCAUCAAUUUUGUCAAAUAUUUCGCGCCCCUUGCUGAUGGCAAUUGCUUUGGGUUUACCAUGCAUUACAACAGGUAUUAUAGGAAAGUAUGGGAGAAUAAUUUACAAUCACUCCGGCGGAGAAACCAUUUUCUAUAUCACACAGAGGAAUCGUUUUUAUUGCUUGUCGUCUGUAAUAAUAUUUUAUUGCUAGUGGUAUGUAUUGUAUUAGUAUAUUGGCAUUUUGUAAACGUUCUUUAUAUUUAUAUAAAGAGGGCUUUAAUAAAUAUGCCUGUUGUCCAAUUUCGUCUGGAAAUCAUUCUGAAAUGAAAAAUCAGAUAUAAGUUAACGUCGUGUUUUUACAGAUAUCAUCAUUUAUGUACUUCUUUGAUUGAUUUUACCGUAUUGCAGUUGUACGAAAUCCAAGUACUUUAAACAGAAAAUAAACAGAAACCCCAGGGCUGAAACUAGAGACAUCAUGUACCAUGGUAGUUCAGUUUAUCAACAGGAAUACCUUGCUAAGGGAAGCAACUCUUAAUCAUAAAACUACCUACAUGUAAUACAAGGGAGAAAUUUCAAAGUCCAAAGUUGGUUCUGACGUGGAGCUCUUCUCUGCGAUUAUAACUGCUGUACAUGUAGUGGUCCCCUUAACUUUGAAGGUUUUAUUCUGGAUGGUUUCCGUUACUGCCUGCUUUAAUUGUCGUGUAUAGAAUAUGUAGCCAAGAUUUUUGUUUUCAACGGCAGGGGCGUAUCCAAGCGAGAGGUCUUUAGGCAAGGAUUUUUUUUAUUUCCUUAUGUCUUUAAUGUCAAAGACCUCCUCAUGACUGACGAAAUCUUCAGCUUUGAGAACCCACUUUUCAUAAUCUAUUGUAUGUAGUAAUGCAUUAAAAACUAUAAGACAAUCAGCCAUGUUUCUGUCGUUAAAUGUCAUUUUCUCAUAAGAUGAGCUCGUCAAACGUGAUAUUUUGUGUUGAAGUUAUGGCAGAUCUCGGGGUUUUUCAUUUUUUUCUGUCAUUUCACUUCAGUUCCAUACAUCAACAAACCGCUAAUGUCAGGGUCAUUUUAACUUGUCUCAAACAUCAAAACCACAAGCAAACGUGCUUUUUUGUCAGAGAAAGCAAGCAACUGUCGAUGUAUUUACCUUGGUAUAUUAUUUAUAAAAUAUUUAAGUUGCUAAACUGUUUUGUCCUAAGUUUAUGUAUCUAUUUUUGUUGUAAUUCAUUACUCAGAUCAAUCUUAACGAGUGUAUAUCACACCUCUAUGAUUGUCAAACAUAUGUUUGCAUUCCGAUAAAACUGCGUGAAGAGCCUUACUAACCCCAGUAUGUUUUCGUUAACGACUGUAAGUGUUCACCUUUGUUCUCAUUUGUUUUGGAUACAUAGCUUCGUGACGAUUUGAGCAAUAGUUUCUUUAACUGUUUUUUGGGUGUUUUUUCACAUUAUUUGGUGAUAUUAUUUGAGGCUGCGUUUAAUUUGAUAAUUGCUAAUUCCAUCAUUUCUAAAAAGAAGAAGAAAGUAUACCGACUGAAAAUUCGUUUUUUCAUCAUGCCAUUUUAUGUAAUGAACCCGUAAGUUGAAAGUGCAUAUUUCAUCUUUUGUAGAAGGUUGUAAAUGUGACUAUUUUAUAUUUCCUAUUACAUUUGUAUGUAUCAUAUAUGUUCUUUUUAUGUAAUAAAUAUUGUUAAAAUGU